AUGUCGGCUCGAGGGAAGGUGUCUCAAAGAUCGGCGCCCAAACAAAAUGUGUCGCAAAGGACGUCAUCGCGGUCAGCACCAGCACCACCUUCAGAAAGAAGUGCGCCUUCACAACCACCGGGAGCAGCACCAGGAUCGGCGCCCAAACAAAAUGUGUCGCAAAGGACGUCAUCGCGGUCAGCACCAGCACCACCUUCAGAAAGAAGUGCGCCUUCACAACCACCGGGAGCAGCACCAGGAGAAGAACAGGAUACAGCGACAAAAAUACUAACCACUAUUCAAAAUAUUUUGACAGGUUCGGAUCUAACCAAGGGAGAAGAUGCGCCGUGGGCCAGGAGGACUCAGCCAGCUGCGCGACGUUAG
Ostertagia ostertagi is the source of this 363-nucleotide messenger RNA. The record is from the annotation of a GenBank genome assembly. NCBI's taxonomy places the organism in Eukaryota, Metazoa, Nematoda, Chromadorea, Rhabditida, Trichostrongylidae.